AUGGCCUUCCACCGAACUUGUUGGCAACAGUUGCUGACCCAGAGACGCAGUCUUUCGAAGGAUGACCUACUGCUCCUGCAGACGGCGUCUGCCAGUGCUGAGCAUUUUGAUGCGGCAGCUGACAUCGUUCUCCAGGCUCGGAGGGCUGCUGAAAUUCUACGCAACAGUUCGAAAGCGAUUUGCUUCACGGGAGCAGGGAUCUCAACCGCUGCUGGAUUGGGCGAUUAUCGAGGAAAACGGGGCAAGUGGACUUUGGAAGCUCAAGGUGCAGAGGCUUCCUACACCACGGUGUACGAAGAGCUACGACCCACCUUUGCCCACGAGGCUGUGGCGAAGCUGGUGGAGAUGGGAAAGAUAGCUUAUGUGGUGAGCCAGAAUGCUGAUGGACUUCACCAUCUCAGUGGAAUCCCAUACAGCAAGCUCUCUGACGUGCAUGGGUCCGCCUUCACUGAGUACUGCCCCAGCUGCGGCAAGCGCUAUGUGCGGAAAACGUAUGUGCCGGAAGACCGCGCCGAGGACUUCUUUGCAGGCCGCAUUCCGGGGCCUAUUCCUUCGCAUAUCCGACGUUGCCCUGGAUGUGGCAGCAAUCAUUGGACCGGUCGGAGCUGUGACAAAUGCGGUGGGCCUCUGCAUGAUACGGUCAUCAGCUUUGGAGAUGGCUUGGAAGAGGGCCUCCUACGGCCGGCCUUCGAGCAUGCCACUGUGGCGGAUGCCUGCCUCAGCCUUGGCAGCACAAUGAGCAUCGGGCCAUCCAAUCAGGUGGUAGCCAUCCAGAAAGGGCCUCUCAUUGCGUGCGUGCGACAGGACACUGACAUGGAUAGACUCUGUCAAUCAUCUGGAGGUGUUCGAGUCUACGGGGAUUGCGAUGAGUUCAUGUAUCAUGUCAUGGCGGACCUGCUCGGAGAGGCUUUUGAUGAUUGGCAGGCCUCGCUGAGCCAAAAGAGUGCCAUCUACGACUCGCAGCGGCCAACGAUUGGAAAGAGGCGUGGCGAUAUUUUUGUUAAGAAAGUCUGA
Symbiodinium pilosum is the source of this 1014-nucleotide messenger RNA. The record is from the annotation of a GenBank genome assembly. Lineage: Eukaryota; Dinophyceae; Suessiales; Symbiodiniaceae.